AAAAAUUGAUUCACAGUGACCUCUCGGUCCGAGUCUGAAGCCACCACAACAACCGCCACAGCCCGGGAAACUCCUCUUUCUCUCUCUACUCUCCGCUCUCAUUUUUCUCUCUCUACUCUCUCUCUCUAUAUUGCUAUAAAAAAAACAGCGGCUCCGAAGCGGACGAAGCAUCGGUACGAUCGAAAAACCAGGGUUUCAGAAAAUAGGGCAAAAAAGAACAAAAAAAAAAAAAACCCUACAAAUAGAACCAAAAUCGAAGUAAUCAGAUUUUGGUGCUAAAAGAUGGAAAUAUGGGGAAUGGAGGAGUCUCAACCACCAAUUUCUAAAAAUCGAUAAUUUUUUUUCGAGAGAAAGGCAUUGGAAGUUGGCGUCGACUGCUUUACUAUUGGGAUCUUUUACUCAGUAACCAUUGGAAAUGGAGGAGGCUUUACUGCAGGGCCCAAUUGGAUUGAUGGAGAAAGCAGGCAAUGUGGUUUUGGAUAUUGAAAGUCUCACACAACCACCGGAUAAAUGUUGCACUGGGAGCCCAAAAAUGAGCAGAGCCCUUUCUCGUAAGGGUUCAAAUCGCAUGGAGAGACGAAGUGGGGAGGAGCAAGAAACAGAUGAUGCAUCCAAGAAGCUUGUAGUUAAAGUCGUGCCAUCUCAGCUGGAUCAGCUGAAGCUGCCGCUGGUGCCAAAUAAAGCUCUCGUAGCAGCACAACCAGCAGCAGGCAGCCCAGUAAUAACUGAUUCUGGAGAGGCAAGGAACAAGAGAUUUCAUCGUUUAACAGCAAUCCACCCCCGGAAAAUACUUCUUCUGUUUGCAACUGUGUCGAGCAUGGGGACAAUGAUCCUCAUAUAUUUCACGCUCGCCAUAAAUCGACGAGGCGGAGCUUAACAGCUGUAAACUUUCGGCAGUAUUAAUUUCUCCACUUGCUUUUCUCGACGAUUCCAUCGCAGAAGCACAGCGAGAGGCAGCUACUCCUAUUUACUACCCACUGAGGUGCUCAGAAGUGUUUUCGGCCCCACUUCUUCCAUCUCUUUUGAGCAUAUAUUAUUAUUGAAUGAUGGUGGAAACUAUUUACAGAAAAAUAACUGCACUGCUCUGCUCUACUCUGCUCUGUUGGAUGUAUUUUGGGAGAUUGUGUGUUAGUGGUUCCCAAACUUUAGAAGCUUGAAUUUGAUAGUAUGGGAGCAGUGAGUGCAUUUGAUUUCACUUGCUCUUGGAAUUGACUUGUAAUAUACUAUACCAGAGAACCUAUUCUAUGUACUUAUUGCAUUUAAUUUAGGGGUUAUUGCUUAUA
This is a messenger RNA of Ananas comosus (pineapple), 1283 nucleotides long. RefSeq lists its product as uncharacterized. NCBI's taxonomy places the organism in Eukaryota, Viridiplantae, Streptophyta, Magnoliopsida, Poales, Bromeliaceae. The transcript has 7 exons. The record is from RefSeq and is a predicted model, not a curated record. Bases 416 to 877 code for a protein of 153 amino acids.